This is a messenger RNA of Octopus sinensis (East Asian common octopus), 1643 nucleotides long. Its product is annotated as low molecular weight phosphotyrosine protein phosphatase. The transcript has 6 exons. Gene Ontology annotation, biological process: protein dephosphorylation. Lineage: Eukaryota; Metazoa; Mollusca; Cephalopoda; Octopoda; Octopodidae. The coding region runs from base 1039 to 1509 and encodes 156 amino acids. Gene Ontology annotation, cellular component: cytoplasm. Gene Ontology annotation, molecular function: acid phosphatase activity; non-membrane spanning protein tyrosine phosphatase activity. The record is from RefSeq and is a predicted model, not a curated record.
GAUUGUACGAAGGAAGUUUAUCAUUAUUAUCUUCAUCAUCAUUCAAUGUCCGUUUCCCAUGGUGGCAUGGGUUGGAUGUUUGACUGGAACUCGUAAGCCAGAGAACUGCCCCUGGCCUCAGUCUGUUUUUGCUUUUACAUUUCACUGCCAUGAGUGCCUUCUACAUGUCACCAGCACUGGCUCCGACAACAAUUUCACUUAGCUUGACGUGAAACUUACUUGAAAAGAAUUGUGGGGAGGUCUACACAAGAACAUGCUCCCUUGCUAAAUCAACUAAAGUGCACAGAACCAGGAUAAAUACUGCUAUGUAUUUUGUUCUACACUCUAACAAUUCCGACAAUCCCUGCCUAUGUCAAGCGGAUGUAAGAUCAAAGGCAUUCUAGUUUUAGCAUUCCACCACAUGAUCUACACUAUAGAAUGUGUGGGAUUUUAAAACAGCUUGGUAUGAUUUAAGGGAAAUUUAGUUGCUAUUUCUGCAGGUCGUGUGACUACAAAUCGGUUUCCAUGUCGAUUUAGAUCCCAACAGAGUAAACUUUACCUUUCGAUAUUUCUAGAUUGAUAAAGUACCAAACAUAAAGAAGUAAAAUCGAAAACGAUCAUUGAUAUGGUGAUACUGGUGUGUCUUUUAGGACGGCACCAAUUACCUAAAAUAAGCUAGUGAUUCUGCUCCCCAAGAAAAUUUCAGUUUGAAAUGAUAAUCAAAUGAAUGUUUAAAAACUUUAACGGUGAAUUGUCACUUCCAAGGCGACGCUCGUCAACAAGAGAGCCGCUACGUUUUUUUCGGCCUGCCGGGAACAGUGGCCAAAUCUUCCUCAUAUCACCUCCUACUGUCUUUUAAAAGAGGCAAGUUGGAUGACCUAGUUCUGGAUAUACAAAAUACUGGACAGUUACAGCUGGCGUAACCGGAAUAGGUCUGAUAUGGCGCUAAACAACAUCAUUCACCGUUAGAGAUCAAAAACAAACACACGCAAACUGAUAUUGCAACCGGCUGCCACACUCUAUUUCACAAGGGAGAGCACUCUAUAUCUAUACUUCACCAUGGACGGAGAGAAGAAGAAAGUCUUGUUCGUUUGCUUAGGUAAUAUUUGCCGUUCUCCAAUGGCACAUGCCAUUUUCGAGCAUCUACUGAAAGAAAAGAAUCAACAUAACAUGUGGGAAGUUGAUAGUGCAGCCAUUGGGGAUUGGCACAUUGGAAAACAGCCUGAUGAAAGAGCCUUGAAAGUUUUGAAAGAAAACGCCAUAAAUUUUAGACAUACUGUAAGACAAAUUACUAAAAGUGAUUUCAAAACGUAUGACUAUAUCUUUGGAAUGGAUGAACAAAAUAUGCAAGAUCUGUCCAUGGUUUGUGGCAGCAACAAACAGAAAGCAAAAGUAGAACUUUUAGGAAAAUGGGAUCCACAGAAAGUCGUCAUUAUUCCAGAUCCAUAUUUUGAUACACAAGCUGAGUUUUACCCUGUAUAUGACCAGUGUUAUCGUUGCUGUAAAGCAUUUUUAGAAUCUUUUAAUUAACUCUAACGAAACUGUCUGAACUCUUCAAGGACUUUGCUAGCAGUCAUACAAGCUUUAAAUUUCUUACAAAUCUGGACAAACAAGUUUUAGAUUUCUUAUAAUUAUGGACAAAAUAUCUUUAAAUAUCUUCCGAG